AUGCCGGUGACCGCUGACUUCGAAACAAUCGGAACCUAUAUAAAGCUGAAAGAUCGAACUGCUGUGGUCGGAGUUCUCCCAAAUCGUUUGAAUGAGGAUCCAUAUCAUUUUGGUUUGUUGGAAGAAAAGAAUCGAAUGGAUCUCAAGAAAGGCUGUCAAGGGUUUCGAGAUGAAGGAUAUGGUGAUUUGUUCUAUUCGUUUUUUGACUAUAUCAAGAAGACUUCUAAACAAGGAAUUCCACUUAAAGAUGUAAUUUGCUCCGAUUUCAUUUCAACUCGUCGCAAUCUAAUCUCUUUUGCUGCCUCACUGUAUUCCAGACAAUCCUUUGUAAUUCGAGCACUUCGCAAGAACGGAGUCAUUUUUCUCUGUGACAAAAGAUCUGAAAAUCAAACAUCGGAUGGUGAUGAUCCAGGAUACGGAAAGAAGUUUGAGCAGUAUAUGACAUUGAAAGACAACGGAGAACCUUAUGAUGAAGAAGAGGAAGUUUCGAAUGCAGAGUGUGUCAAAGCAGUUCUACGAACUUCUUUCAAGAAAGGAGACGAAGAAAUAAAAGUACUCUAUGCAGCUGAGAUUGAUGCUUUGGAUAGUGAUGGAAGUGUUGUUGAAAUUAAAACCGCAAGAUUUGAUCAAGAGACGUGGGUCAAACGUAGAAGUCAUUACCAUUAUCUUCAAUCAUUCCUCGGCAAUGCCCCAUUGAUUAUCCGAGGACAAGUUACAGAUGAUCAAGUUGUUUUCAAGGUCGAAAAAGUUGAAACCGAUGACAUUCUCCAUAUGAAUGUAGACUGGAAAGCAGAUGAAUCAAUGGAACAAUUGUUCAGAGUUCUUCAUGAAAUCAAGUUGAGAUUGAAGAAUGAUGAUGAAGCAAUUGUAAUUAGAAUUGGAGGCAGACACGUCUAUUAUGAAGUGGAAAACGCAAUGAAGUGCAGUUUUGUGGAUGCAAAUUUCCUUCGAUACUUCGAAUAA
Messenger RNA from Caenorhabditis remanei, 963 nucleotides. RefSeq lists its product as uncharacterized. Gene Ontology annotation, cellular component: cytosol; nucleus. The transcript is spliced from 5 exons. The record is from RefSeq and is a predicted model, not a curated record. NCBI's taxonomy places the organism in Eukaryota, Metazoa, Nematoda, Chromadorea, Rhabditida, Rhabditidae. Gene Ontology annotation, biological process: nuclear-transcribed mRNA catabolic process; NAD-cap decapping. Bases 1 to 963 code for a protein of 320 amino acids. Gene Ontology annotation, molecular function: mRNA 5'-diphosphatase activity.